CAACUCGAAACAUCCACGUAUCUUCCUCUUUCAAUUUCCCAUAUUUAUUCAAACCCACAGCAAAAAACAAUGGAACAAAACAGGGACUCUCGUGAGCUGCAUCUUCAUCAACAUCUUCAACAACAACCUCCCAACUCAAUCUCCCACUCUUUUCCAUCUGGGUCUGGACUUGGAGAACAUGAGGUCGUUUUGUAUCCUCAAUCUUUGGCUUAUGUGGAAAAUUUUCUUCGUCCGCUCAUACGAGAGGAGGUGGAGGCGAAAGUUAAGGCUCACAUUAAGCGGUUCACCUGCCAAUCAUGUUCUAAGUCAAGUACCCGUCUAAAAGACGUUGCUGAAGAUGAUGCAGUUAUAGUUGGUGGUGGUGGUGGAUUUGGAAAGACGAAUAAUCUAAAGUUACGUUUCGUGAACAAGAUUCCGUCCACCAUCUUCACCACCAAUGACAUCGAGGCCGAGAACGGUGAGGAACUGCAAGUUGGACUAUUUGAUAUUGCCGCCAAUUAUUACAUCGUUGAUGCCACACAUCCUUUGUCAUCGGCGUUGAUUGAGGUCGUCGUCCUCGAUGGAGAAUUCGAUGACGAGGAGGUGAUAACUCGCUCAGAUUUUUACAAAAGUGUUGUGUCUCAAAGGCUGGGAGAACGACCUUUGUUGGUUGGAGAUGGGAAAAGGUUUCGCUUGAAAAAUGGAGUUUCUUCCAUCACCAAUGUGUUCUUCACUAGAAAUUCAAGCAGGACACGGACUAAGAACAUUCGUUUGGGAUUAAGAGUUAUACAUGACUCCAACGACAACUGCCCCACAAUUCAACACGCUGUGUCUAACCCUUUUAGAGUGAAAGAUCACCGAGUCCAACUGAACAAGAAACACCACCCUCCGAGAGGAGAAGACGAAGUAUGGAGAUUGGAAGGGAUCGGGCGAAAUGGCGAAUAUCACAAGCGCUUAUCUUCCGAAGGUAUCCUAACCGUGGAUAGUUUUGUGAAGGCUCAUCAAAGGGACUAUCGUUCUCUAAGAAAGUUGCUAGGUAAUAGACUUUCAGACAAGAAGUGGAAGGCAAUGGUGAAUCAUGCUUUGGAAAUAUGUUCCUACCAUCAUCCCACUUCUGAUCCAACUAGCUUUGGAGGUUUCUUUCUCUUCAAUCUCCUUCCCAUCAUAUAUGCAAAAUAA
This is a messenger RNA of Benincasa hispida (wax gourd), 1158 nucleotides long. Its product is annotated as calmodulin-binding protein 60 B-like. Gene Ontology annotation, molecular function: calmodulin binding; DNA-binding transcription factor activity; sequence-specific DNA binding. NCBI's taxonomy places the organism in Eukaryota, Viridiplantae, Streptophyta, Magnoliopsida, Cucurbitales, Cucurbitaceae. Gene Ontology annotation, biological process: regulation of salicylic acid biosynthetic process. The record is from RefSeq and is a predicted model, not a curated record. Gene Ontology annotation, cellular component: nucleus.